Diceros bicornis minor is the source of this 3946-nucleotide messenger RNA. RefSeq names its product POU class 2 homeobox 1 (gene POU2F1). Bases 221 to 2458 code for a protein of 745 amino acids. Gene Ontology annotation, biological process: regulation of transcription by RNA polymerase II. The transcript is spliced from 16 exons. Gene Ontology annotation, cellular component: nucleus. Lineage: Eukaryota; Metazoa; Chordata; Mammalia; Perissodactyla; Rhinocerotidae. Gene Ontology annotation, molecular function: DNA-binding transcription factor activity, RNA polymerase II-specific; RNA polymerase II cis-regulatory region sequence-specific DNA binding. The record is from RefSeq and is a predicted model, not a curated record.
UGAAUAGAAUUGAUGCUCCUGCAAGAUGUACCAUGUUUAUCCUGUAUCUUGAUGUCUGCCCUGGCACCACCACCUCGUGCUCCAGUCUGUGAUCUAGUCUGAGAAGCAUGAGCCCAUUUAUCCUCACAGCAACGUCAUGAAAAGGAUAUUAUCAUUUUACAGAUGAGAAAAUUAAAGUUCAAAGAGGGAAGGAACUUAAACAAAUCUCACAGACUCAAGAAUGAACAAUCCAUCAGAAACCAGUAAACCAUCUAUGGAGAGUGGAGAUGGCAGCACAGGCACACAAACCAAUGGUUUGGACUUUCAGAAGCAGCCUGUGCCUGUCGGAGGAGCAAUCUCAACAGCCCAGGCCCAGGCUUUCCUUGGGCAUCUCCAUCAGGUCCAGCUCGCUGGAACAAGUUUACAGGCUGCUGCUCAGUCUUUAAAUGUACAGUCUAAGUCUAAUGAAGAAUCCGGGGAUUCACAGCAGCCAAGCCAGCCUUCUCAGCAGCCUUCAGUGCAGGCAGCCAUCCCCCAGACCCAGCUUAUGCUGGCUGGAGGACAGAUAACCGGGCUUACUUUGACGCCAGCCCAGCAGCAGUUACUACUACAGCAGGCACAGGCACAGGCACAGCUGCUCGCUGCUGCAGUGCAGCAGCACUCCGCCAGCCAACAGCACAGCGCUGCUGGGGCCACCAUCUCAGCCUCCGCCGCCACGCCCAUGACGCAGAUCCCCCUGUCUCAGCCCAUACAGAUAGCACAGGAUCUGCAACAGCUGCAACAACUUCAGCAGCAGAAUCUCAACCUGCAACAGUUUGUGUUGGUGCAUCCAACCACCAACUUGCAACCAGCGCAGUUUAUCAUCUCACAGACGCCCCAGGGCCAGCAGGGUCUCCUGCAAGCGCAAAAUCUUUUAACGCAACUACCUCAGCAAAGCCAAGCCAACCUCCUACAGUCACAGCCAAGCAUCACCCUCACCUCCCAGCCAGCAACCCCCACACGCACAAUUGCAGCAACCCCGAUUCAGACACUUCCACAGAGCCAGUCAACACCAAAGCGAAUCGACACCCCCAGCUUGGAGGAGCCCAGUGACCUUGAGGAGCUUGAGCAGUUUGCCAAGACCUUCAAACAAAGACGAAUCAAACUUGGAUUCACUCAGGGCGAUGUUGGGCUCGCGAUGGGUAAACUGUAUGGAAAUGACUUCAGCCAAACUACCAUCUCUCGCUUUGAAGCCUUGAACCUCAGCUUUAAGAACAUGUGCAAGUUAAAGCCACUUUUGGAGAAGUGGCUAAAUGAUGCAGAGAACCUCUCAUCUGAUUCGGCUCUCUCCAGCCCAAGUGCCCUGAAUUCUCCAGGGCAGGGAAUUGAGGGCUUGAACCGUAGGAGGAAGAAACGCACCAGCAUAGAGACCAACAUCCGUGUGGCCUUAGAGAAGAGUUUCCUGGAGAAUCAAAAGCCUACCUCGGAAGAGAUCACCAUGAUUGCUGAUCAGCUCAAUAUGGAAAAGGAGGUGAUUCGUGUUUGGUUUUGUAACCGCCGCCAGAAAGAAAAAAGAAUCAACCCACCAAGCAGCGGUGGGACCAGCAGCUCACCUAUCAAAGCAAUUUUCCCCAGCCCAACCUCACUGGUGGCAACCACGCCAAGCCUUGUGACGAGCAGUGCAGCAACUACCCUCACCGUCAAUCCAGUCCUCCCUCUAACCAGCGCCACCGUAACCAAUCUCUCUGUUACAGGCACUACAGACACCACCUCCAACAACACUGCAACCGUGAUUUCCACAGCGCCGCCAGCUUCCUCGGCAGUCACGUCCCCCUCUCUGAGUCCCUCUCCUUCUGCCUCAGCCUCCACCUCCGAGGCAUCUAGUGCCAGUGAGACCAGCACAACACAGACCACCUCCACUCCUUUGUCCUCUCCUCUUGGGACCAGCCAGGUGAUGGUGACAGCGUCAGGGUUGCAAACAGCAGCAGCUGCCGCCCUCCAAGGAGCUGCACAGUUGCCAGCAAAUGCCAGUCUUGCUGCCAUGGCUGCCGCUGCAGGACUUAACCCAGGCCUGAUGGCACCCUCACAGUUUGCUGCUGGAGGUGCCUUACUCAGCCUCAACCCAGGGACCCUGGGCGGUGCCCUCAGCCCAGCUCUGAUGAGCAACAGUACCCUGGCAACUAUUCAAGCUCUUGCUUCUGGUGGCUCUCUUCCAAUAACAUCACUGGAUGCAACUGGGAACCUGGUAUUUGCCAAUGCGGGAGGAGCCCCCAACAUCGUGACUGCCCCUCUGUUCCUGAACCCUCAGAACCUGUCUCUGCUCACCAGCAACCCAGUUAGCUUGGUCUCUGCCGCUGCAGCCUCUGCAGGGAACUCUGGACCUGUCGCCAGCCUUCAUGCCACCUCCACCUCAGCUGAGUCCAUCCAGAACUCUCUCUUCACAGUGGCCUCUGCCAGCGGGGCUGCUUCCACCACCACCACUGCCUCCAAGGCACAGUGAGCUGGGCUGAGCGGGCUGCCUGUGGUCGUCGUCGCUCGCAGUGUGAUUGGGCUGUCAGCCAGGCCGAGACUGACAGAUGUGACUGGCUUCCUCUUGCCGUGUUGCAAGAGCAAGGGAGAGAAGGAGAAAACACACAUGGGAAAAAGAAAGGAUGGAGACAGGACAACAUUUGCCUAAUUUUGUAAUAAAACACUGUCUUUUCAGGAUUGCUUCAUGGAUUGGAGAACUUUCUAACCAAAAAUUAAAAAAAAAAAAAAAAGAAACAAAAAGUCAAAAACAAACAAAAAAUAAGUGAAAGGACUACUUACCAUUUCCAGCAGUCGUGAUGACAAGUUAAGGUGGGUUACCAAUUCCAAUAUAGGAAGGGAAUUUCUUGUUUGUCUAAAUUUCUUUUUUUCUUAAAAAAAAUCAUUUUUAUGGGUCUGUUGUACAGGCCAUUAAGUCAUAACAAGGUGUUUAUAAUCGUAUCAAUUGUGUUGGGGGUUCCUUUCUUAACUGGUACAAUUUAGGCAGGCCUGUAUUACUGUAUCUCUAUUAUUAUUGUUGUUGUUGUUAUUGUUUUUUAUAUAUAUAUAUAUAGUUUGACAUGUUUAUCUCUUGCUCCUGGAUCCUACUUCAGUGAGCUCCCACACUGUGGGGAGGGAGGGUUUGAGGUAAGGGGAACUUAUGUUCUUAACUGCGGGGAAUGGUCUUGCUGGUUUCCUUAUCCUUGAUGACUCUUACAGAGGUGCUAGAAAAUUAUUUUCUUUUGCCACUUAUGCAAGAGGCUUGGUGCAGAAGCUGAAGGCAGUGUGUGCAAACACUCCCACCCCACACGCCCCCCCGCAUCAGGUGGUGCCUUUGGAGCACUUUUGUGUAGGAAAGAAUUCCUGCUGAACUGUAGCUCUCACUCGCCCCAAAUUGUUGACUGACCCUGAGGCCCAGAGCCUGCGGUGCAACAGUGCUGCUUUCUGCUACCUUCAUGGGCGUGGCCGUGCAUGGUGCAGGGCAGGGUUUGGUUCUAAAGAGCAAAGACUACUGCGGACACCUGACUUGGUGGUUCUCCUAAUUUCUUAUCUCCUGAAAAAUGCUCCUACUGUUAGUGUGUGUGUUUGUUUUUUCUGAUUUGUGGAAGUUUUUCAUCCAAACUUCCUUUAGCUUACUUGGCAAAGAACAAAUUGACUUACUGAAAUUGGGAAGCUUUUCCCUUCUUUUGUUUUCUAAAGGAACGCUACUAGACUAUUUUCCAUCGAUUGUAUAUCACCAAAAGAGGUGUGUGUGAUGAGAAGAGGCUGAGGUUACCACCUUUUCCUCUAGCCACAGACUUCCUUUUCACCGGAUGGCUUAUAAAUUCCUUUAACCCUGAGACUCUACUUGGUUCUCUGACUAGAGAAGGCACUUAGCUGGGACUGGGAUUUGUGGACCCUUAGAAGGACUUUGAGCAGGAACUUUGCACACACCUCAAGUAUUUCUUUGGUUUGUUAGUGAUGCUCCUGCUAGGUCGGUCUA